AUGUCCUCGGGACAAUCGGUUGUCCGAAGGCCACUAUUCGCCAAGUCCAAUGUCGAACUCAUCAACGCACUGCGCACGAACUUCUCCUCCUCAGCCCAGGAACAUGCAAGCGCAGUACAUCCUCACCACCAUCUCUCCACCACCGGGUCGUCCGCAGCGACAGCAACGGCCACACCGACGUCGAAUUCCGAAACAACAUCAUUAUUGUCAUCACCCUCACUCCCCCCUUCCGGCGCAGACUUCACACAAUGGACCACCAAAGAUGGGGACACACUAUACGUGCCGAGCUGGCAGCCAACGCCGUUGACGGAACCAAGAGACUCGUAUGAUGUGACGGCGAAAUUAUUCUAUCUCCCAGGCAUCCCUUCUUCAAGACGGUGCAAACACACUCGAGAGGCGAUUGAUCUGGUGCUAAAAGAGCUGGGUGUCGACAGCAUUGAUCUCUUGAUCGUAAGCUACCCGGGCGUCAGCUUUGAUGCAGAUGACUACGACGGCGAAGACGGAGAAGGUGAAGGCCCAGAAACCAGAUCUGUACCCGACGAAGACGCCAGUCUGAACAGCGAUCACGAAUCGGAAGGCUUCGAUGCCCAGAUCAAAGCAUGGCGGGUCCUCGAAUCCCUGCAUUCACAAGGUGUGAUAUCCCAAUUGGGUGUCUCUGAAUUCAGUUCCGAACGCCUAGAUAAAUUCCUACCAGAGGUGACGGUGCGGCCGACGGUGGACCAGAUCAAUGUCAAGGACUGCUGCGUAGUUCCGAAGCCGUUGAUCGUAUAUGCCAAGGAGAACCAUAUUGAGUUGCUCACCCAUGCCGACUGUACCGACAUCUUACCACCGGGGACGACGAGGGAGUUACUCGGUCCAGGCAAGGACGGCGCGGGGAUAAUCGCCGCCAGACCUGAUGCUGGUACUGAGGACGAGGCCGGGUUGAAAGGUGAUAUUGAACCGCAAUGGGUCAUUAAGUAUACCGCCGUGGUCAAGAAUCGUGGUGUCAUCGAGAGUAAAGGGUAUUUUGCGGUCGCGCAGUUGGGCACUUGCAUUGAGGAUAACGCGAACGUCACGGUUGGUGGAGUCAAUGUUGUUGAGCCAGCUGCCGAGACCUCUGCUCCGCCCGUCUGA
Exophiala bonariae is the source of this 1113-nucleotide messenger RNA. RefSeq lists its product as uncharacterized. Gene Ontology annotation, molecular function: enzyme regulator activity; glutamate-cysteine ligase catalytic subunit binding. The transcript has a single exon. Gene Ontology annotation, cellular component: glutamate-cysteine ligase complex. Bases 1 to 1113 code for a protein of 370 amino acids. Lineage: Eukaryota; Fungi; Ascomycota; Eurotiomycetes; Chaetothyriales; Herpotrichiellaceae. Gene Ontology annotation, biological process: glutathione biosynthetic process. The record is from RefSeq and is a predicted model, not a curated record.